Rattus rattus (black rat) is the source of this 2701-nucleotide messenger RNA. It is a transcript of the gene Uap1l1, whose product is annotated as UDP-N-acetylglucosamine pyrophosphorylase 1 like 1. Gene Ontology annotation, molecular function: UDP-N-acetylglucosamine diphosphorylase activity. Lineage: Eukaryota; Metazoa; Chordata; Mammalia; Rodentia; Muridae. The record is from RefSeq and is a predicted model, not a curated record. The transcript has 9 exons. The coding region runs from base 91 to 1614 and encodes 507 amino acids. Gene Ontology annotation, biological process: UDP-N-acetylglucosamine biosynthetic process.
GCCCCACUGUGAUCGGUGCAGCUGGCCUGGUCUCGUGACAUCGGUCAGAAAGUCACGAGUACGGGCUGAGCCUGCUGCUGCAGUGGCACUAUGGCCUCGGAGAGGGAUGUGCGCGCAAAGCUGCAGCGCGCGGGCCAGGAUCACCUCCUUCGCUUCUGGGCCGACCUGGCUCCGGAGCCCCGAGCGGCGCUGCUAGCUGAGCUCUCCUCACUGGAGGCCGACGCGCUGCGUGAGCACUGCCAGCGCGCCUCAGCCGCCGGCGCGCUAGCCUCGGGUCCUCUGCCGGACCUGGCGGCGCGCCUGCAGCCCCUGCCCCCAGAACGCUUGGGUAGCGCGAUCCGCUGCGACCAAGAGACACGCCUGCGGUGGGAAGAGGAAGGUUUCCGACAGAUUGCUCUGAACAAGGUAGCUGUCCUGCUGCUGGCCGGUGGGCAGGGCACUCGCCUGGGCGUCACCUACCCCAAGGGCAUGUAUCAAGUUGGUCUGCCCAGCCAGAAGACCCUGUACCAACUGCAAGCAGAGCGGAUCCGGCGUGUUCAACAGUUGGCUGGUCAGCGACUGGGGACCCACUGCACCGUGCCCUGGUACAUCAUGACCAGUGAGUUUACACUGGGACCCACAAUCAAGUUCUUCAAGGAGCACGACUUCUUUCACCUAGACCCCGCUAACGUGGUGCUGUUCGAACAGCGCAUGCUACCUGCUGUGACCUUUGAGGGCAAGGCCAUCCUGGAACGGAAAGACAAAGUUGCCAUGGCCCCAGACGGUAAUGGAGGCCUGUACUGUGCACUGGCUGACCACCAGAUCCUGGAGGACAUGGAGCAGCGGGGUGUGGAGUUUGUGCAUGUGUACUGUGUCGACAACAUCUUGGUGCGGUUGGCUGACCCAGCCUUCAUUGGCUUCUGUGUGCUUCAGGGAGCAGACUGUGGUGCGAAGGUCGUGGAGAAAGCGUACCCAGAAGAGCCAGUGGGUGUGGUGUGCCAGGUGGAUGGUGUCCCGCAGGUGGUGGAAUACAGCGAGAUCAGCCCUGAGAUUGCUAGGCAGCGUGGGGCUGAUGGUGGCUUGCUGUACAACGCAGGCAACAUCUGCAACCAUUUCUUUACCAGAGGCUUCCUGGAUAUGGUCACCAGGGAGUUUGAGCCCUUGCUGAAGCUGCAUGUGGCUGUGAAGAAGGUUCCGUACGUGGAUGAGGAGGGAAAUCUGGUAAAGCCGCUAAGACCGAAUGGGAUAAAGAUGGAGAAGUUUGUGUUUGAUGUGUUCCAGUUUGCUAAGAACUUUGUUGCCUUUGAAGUGUGUCGGGAGGAGGAGUUCUCCCCACUGAAGAAUGCUGACACAGCCGACAGGGACAAUCCCUCCACCUCCAGGCGAGCCUUACUAGCUCAGCACUACCGCUGGGCUCUCCAGGCUGGAGCCCACUUCCUGGAUGUACACGGGGUCCGGCUUCCGGAGCAGUCUGGCCUGCUCCCAAAUGGAGACCCUCCAGCCAUCUGUGAGAUAUCGCCCUUGGUGUCUUACUCUGGAGAGGGGUUGGAAAUGUACCUGCAAGGCCGCAAACUCCAGUCUCCAUUCACUCUGGACGAGGACCAAGCCAGGCUGCUGCAGCCACAGGAGUGCUAACCGCUUGCUCCCAGGCUCUGUAGGGUGGCGAUGCGACUCUGGGCGAGGUUCCAAGUGGAAAUGCUAGCCUGCAGGCAUUGUCUUGACACCGGGACAAGUGUGCUGGUUGAUUUCGAAAGGCUGGGACUUCUUGGGUCCCCCCAUGGAUUCUGGUUGUCUCUCUGUGUGUGGGUUUUGUUUGUUUUGUUUUUGCCUCCUUGCUGGCUCUAGGGCUUGGCUGAGAGGCAGGGGGUUGAGAACAUUGGGAAACAGGGCUAGAAGAGGUUCAGGGUAGAGGGAGGGAAGUGUUAUCUAGGAAGGCAGCAGGGGAGAUGCCCUUCUAGCAUCUCCCCCCACCCCUGCUACCCAGCACACAGGCCAACGCACAGGCUCAGCAGACAGUGAGCUGUGCCAUAGCGGGUGUAGUAAAAAGGCCUACCCUAGGCAGCAGAACCAUAACUGGAGGAAGGCUGAUCAUGUCGUACCACGUGCCACACAGGACCAAUAGAAGAAGCCAAUGGUUAGGACCAGGCUGGAGGACUCUGACCUGCACACCUGAGAUGAAAGUUGAAAUCUCCCUAGACCUCUUCACAACCCCAGUCUCCCAGUCACACUUGCCAGUGCGCCUGGCUGCUGUGUCCUAAGUAUUUUCCUCCCAGAACGAGAGAUCGCACUGGUUGCCUUCUGCAACUGAUUUUGACCCAGACAGGAGCACAGCUCAUCUUGGUAAGUUGCUUUUCCCAGAGCUUAGAGCCAAAGCUUUAGGAUGGAGAUGUAGCUUCUCUUUAAAGUGGCACUUGGCUCUGCCACCUGGCCUUGUUCUGUCACUGGCUGGACCUCCAUGGACUCACAGCUGUUCUCCCGUGCAGGAAAUGAUGACACUGGCCCUUCCCUGUAAAGUAAUAGCGGUCAGGACAGACAGCCUCUCUGCAGCCACCUACCUACCCCAGACAUGUGGGCUCCUGCUCACUCCCAUUAGCUUUCCCACAGGAGGUCAGAGGGAGGAGUGAAUUCAUUCACCUUUGGUGUGGAGCAGCGGACACAGAUCUGGGGAAGAUGGGAGGACCGGGCCUGCGGCUGCAAUGGUUGAACCAGCUUGUAGAAAUCA